AUGUCCGAGACUCGAAGGCUUUUGGAGGCCGCUAAUGUCCCUUUCUGUUCUUCUCCGCGCCAUGCGCCUCAAAGUGAUGAAAUUUUCUGCAUUGUAGAGGGCGGUCAGACUCAGGCGCAUCCAUUCCGGCGUGUUCGCGACGCGGUCGUCACCAGUGAGCAUUUCACCCUUGUUCAGUCCCCAUGGACAAACAGACUUCAUGUCACCUAUCGUCGGCUAAUCCCCGCGAUAGAAAUCGAGAUUCUCCCAGCAGGAGAAGCAGGGCCUCGUCGUCUAAACGGUAGCACGGUAAUGAAGAUACACGGUGUGCCCUUCUUGACUAUUUCCGAAUUCGUGCGAGCAAAGCUGAAGAGCUGGAUGAUCCGACAGGACCGUGACGCUCGUGAUAUCAUAUUCAUGAUGCCUCGUUACUGGAAUCGUAUGGACGUUAACCGAAUACCUGAAAUCGACAUGGACCAAUUUGUGGAGCGUAACGCAGAGGCCCGGCCCGCUUGGAUAGCCAUCAAGAAGAAAUACAGAAUGUAGUUUACCGCCCAGUCGUGGAGUCCUGCCGGCAUGGAUAUUUUGUUCCCAAAAAUUUGAUGGGCGACGCGCCCGUAUGCCCGUAUUGUAGCAUCAUGUAAACCUGCAGGACGAGGGAGGACUAUUAGCGUUUGUAUGAUUAUCGCAGAGAUAAAUCGAAGUACUGUAUUAUCAAGGACCCACAAAGAUGUCAUCUUUAGCACAAUCGCUGAACAAUCGUUACAAAAAUACCAUCAGCCUCCGCGAGAUGUGGUCCAACUAUCGUACACGAAGCCUGAGUUUAUCAUUCUUCUCGACGGUCGCAGGGGAUUCGGAGUGUUCCAAGUCUCACGGGAGAACUGAUCUCGACGCCACUUUUCUUGCACUAAUUGCUAUCCCACAGA
Desarmillaria tabescens is the source of this 905-nucleotide messenger RNA. RefSeq lists its product as uncharacterized. NCBI's taxonomy places the organism in Eukaryota, Fungi, Basidiomycota, Agaricomycetes, Agaricales, Physalacriaceae. The transcript has 6 exons. The record is from RefSeq and is a predicted model, not a curated record. The coding region runs from base 1 to 525 and encodes 174 amino acids.